GCGAAUUCCCUGGCAAUGGCCGAGAUGAGCGGGGCGAAGGCGGCGAGCCUCGCCUUGCGCAUCGUGGCGCUGGCGCUGUCGGUGGGCGCCGCCGUCGUGAUGGGCAGCGUCGUCUCCUACAACAGCGCUCUGGUCGUCGUCUCGGCCGUCUGCUCGGCGCUGGCGCUCUACCUGUUCGUCGUGCACGGGGGCGGCGGCUCGAUCGUCGUGUCUCUCCUCGACGCCGCCGCGCAGGCCCUCCUGUUCUCGGCGUCCGGCGCGGCGCUCGCCGCGCGCGGCUGCUUCGCCGGCGGGGCGGACGCGUUCCGCGGGAGGGUGGGCAUCGCGGCGGCCGUUGGCACGUGCGCGGCCGCUGCCGUCUUGGUCGCGGCGCUGGCAGGGAACGCGCCACGCUAG
Messenger RNA from Triticum urartu, 396 nucleotides. NCBI's taxonomy places the organism in Eukaryota, Viridiplantae, Streptophyta, Magnoliopsida, Poales, Poaceae. The record is from RefSeq and is a predicted model, not a curated record.